Messenger RNA from Crotalus tigris (Tiger rattlesnake), 2201 nucleotides. RefSeq names its product chromosome unknown C11orf87 homolog (gene CUNH11orf87). Lineage: Eukaryota; Metazoa; Chordata; Lepidosauria; Squamata; Viperidae. The transcript has 2 exons. Bases 485 to 946 code for a protein of 153 amino acids. The record is from RefSeq and is a predicted model, not a curated record.
CUCGCUUUCCCUCUUGGUUCUAUGCCGCGCUAUCUGGGGCGAAAAGGGGCGCCCGUGGAGCGAAAGACCGCGUGGGGGGGGGAGCAAAGGAGCCCCCGCCGGCUAGAAGAGCCGUGACGGCGGGGCGACAACUAGAAACACCGGCGGGAAGCGCAGCCAGUCGGAGAUCUUGGCUGCGUGACGUCACCGCCCAGGCUGGCUAUAGGCUGAGAGCCCACUUUUUGCGAGAAGCGGCGGCGGCGGCUUUGCCCGUUUCAUUCAGCGCUUUCCGCAGCCCGUUGUCGGGGGGCAUCCUUGCCACCUUCCUUCCCUCGCCCUCCCUCCCGUUCCGCAGACACCAAGGAGCAGCAAAGAAAAAUGAGGGAGGUGUGAAGGGCUGGGCAAGGCAUUCCGUCCCUAGCGUAAGGUGACAAGCAUCUCAGUGGAGACAUCUGCAGGAGACGUCUUUUAGGGGGAAGGAAACCAAACGAAACGACCCUCCUCAAUGAGUGCGGAGCUGUCCAAAGGGUCCAGCCUCUCCCUGCCCCCCUGCCUUUUGAAUAGGACAUCUGGCUCUUCCAAUGCCAGUAGCACCUGCAUCACGCAAAUGGGGCAGUUCUUCCAGUCCUUCUCGUCCACUUUUGUCUUGAUUGUCUUGGUCGCCCUCAUCUGCUGCCUGAUUCUUCUUUCCCUGAUCACUUUCCACAUCCACAAGAGGAAGAUGAAGAAGCGGAAAAUGCAGAAGGCGCAAGAAGAAUAUGAACGGGACCACUGCAGCAGCACCAGCACCCAGGCAGGGGAUUCGUGUGAAAUACCCCAAGGAAAAGAAUCAUCCAGUCCAGGGAAAAUCACCCAGGAUUGUAGCAUCCCCUCUCCUUCUGCUCCAGAAGCGCAGAAUCCCCAUCCCGAAAGAUCGGGUUUGGAAACAGAUAUUCCCGGGCUCUUGCAAACAGUGGUAUUGUCUUGAUUUGAUUGACUUCUGUUUGUGGGGACCUCACCAAAAGACUUUUUUUUUUUUUGGUGUUUGUAUAUAUUUCAGUGGCUAUUAUUAUAAUCUUGAAGAUAAUGAUGAUUAUUGCUAAUAUAUAUGAAAGAACUAACCGACCUGUCAGUAUUCAAACGCAUGUCAAAUUAAAUUGCGUUCUUCAUUUACUUUUUUUUUUGUACUUGCAAACAGAAAGAUGCAUCUUUUUUUUCCCAAGCAGAGAAGACAAGGGAAAACUGCUCAGUGCUACCAAAUAUAAAACAAUCUUCCCUGAAAUCAGUGGUUCAGGCUUUACUAUUGGGAUGUACAUACAUAAAUGUUUCUGGUUAUAUAUUAUAGCACAUUUACAUUUCAUUCUUUUGGGAUGUGUGGGUUACACAAACAUGUGGUAUUGAAAGGACUGGGUUUAAAUCUACUGACAACUAUGAAAAACUGAGGGAGAGUGUGGCGCGUUUUAUACAAGGGAGGGUCUAUUUCUAAGGGUGCAUUCGAAGCCCCGUCCUGGGACCUGAGAGUGGGGGACUGGUGGUUAGUCCAAUUUGAAACAACCAAGAAUGCAUUAACCUUUUUGUGAAAUCUGUAAUUGUUCUCUCUUCCUCUUCUGCUUUUCCAACUCUUUCACUCUCAAUUUUAGAGAUUAGCUUUUGUUUCCUUUUGUAGGAUCAAUAUCUAAGUUUAAAAAUGAUCUCCACCCUCCAAUGAUUUUCACAAUCCUCUUUUUUGGACAAAAAAAAUGACUUUUUUUCUCUUUCUCUGCAGUAUUACAUACCCUAUGUCUUGCAAACUGUGAAUGCAGAACAGUUCAGCUAUGCUUGUGUAUCUAUAUCGAUGAGAGAAUGGAGUUAUUACUUCAUAGGAAUGUUUUGGGAUGUAUCUGUCUCUUUUUAAGACAUUUCUUUAGUGUAUCAGCCUUUUUCUUAUAUUAAAUCUGGAUCAAGAUACGUUUUCAAUGACUAACAUCGUGAUGUACAGUAAUUUAUUUUACCAUCAGCUGUUGGUACUCUGGGACACCCACCUGAUAAAUCUUGUAAAUUGUCUUCUGCAAUAUGUUCUGGUCCAACCAGACUUGCAUUUUGCCCUGUUGAAAACCAACUUCAGCAUUGAUGUAGUAUUGAGCUGUCUUCUAAUGUCCUGAUUAGAUUAUAUAUUUGUUUUUUCCUAACCUUUAAAUGAACACAAUGCAAUGGCAGCAUACUUCUGUUCCCCUCCCCACAGAUCUCUCUUGUGAAUCUGGACU